Molecule: messenger RNA, 856 nt
Organism: Ilyonectria robusta
Lineage: Eukaryota; Fungi; Ascomycota; Sordariomycetes; Hypocreales; Nectriaceae
Exons: 1
Coding region: 81-605 (174 amino acids)
Source: RefSeq, a predicted model, not a curated record
UUAAUCAAGAUAGAUCCAACAAGCCGGUUCCAGGUCAUCAAGUAAUACACCUGCCACUACAACAGAAAGAAGCGUAGAGGAUGGUUGGGAUGCCUAUAGCUUGCCCGAAACCAAUGGCGACAAUGACUUGGGACGAUUGUCAUACGAACUUCCUGUUCAAUCCCCAACCCUUCCAUUAUCCAAGCUCUCGCAUCACCCCAGGUCAAGCAUAUCAUUGCCCGUCUAUCCACCGCCGUCACUACCAACACAGCCCUCCUCAUCACAAAUUCAGGGACACCAGAACAUACGCCGAGAUCCAACAUCUCAUCCACCCCCGACUCCGCCACCACAGCCAACAUGUGCCCCGAACAUGCCACGUCAAGUACGACGGAACGCAGUUCCACCGCCAUGUCCUGUGGUACAACAAGCGGUACGUUCGUAUUCAGCAACAUUGCGUCGACCUUCCGAUUCACCGCCAGAUCUCCCUCUACCAUCACGGCCCGCCCAAACAUCCAUCAGCCAGCAUAUGUCACCCAGUGGCUGCCCGGGCUCGCCGACGUAUCUCAAUAGUAUCCCUGCGCACAAACAUGUCCCUCAGCCAGACUCCUCAAAGAUCGAUGAUGUAGUACCAGGAAUAGGCUGGGUUUAGAGAUAGGAGGAGACAUUUUUGCGGAGGGGUUUUUGCAUGCCUUCAAAGCCUACGUCGAGCAGAAUUGAUAUUAGGGUUGUGAGCUGAUGUAGUCUGUCCUCGUACUGUCAAAGCAACAGCGCCAGUCGCAGUGUCCAUGUUACCAUAGUCUACCUUACGGCACCCUAUUUUACAAGCCGAUUUGAUCCAACUUCUCCCGUGUCUCCAUUCAUCCACCCUCCUCGAGCU